ACCUGGCGCAUGCCAUCGUGCACCGUCGCUAGAUUGUGCGCGUUUUACUGCAAUCUGCGCACUGUAGCAGCCGGCCAUGCAUGAUGUUGUUGCUUCCUAUAGUCCAGCCUCGCUCGGUGCAGCGGAAGCUUUGCACGCGACUUGAGAUUACUACAGUGGGUGCUGACAGUAAGCAUGUAUUCAGCUAGUUGAGGCUCCUGUCUCUGCUUUGCUUGGCCCAAGAUGCCUGCAAUGCUGGACGACCCAACUUCGCCCACCAUUUACCGCACAUCCGGCAACGGGCCUCACCUUACAGAUGGGGCUGUACUUCCGCCGGAGAUACAGCCUAGAUCCGUCACGCUUCGCGAUCGUGUUACGCAGGCCACGCUGGUACCGUUUUCCUCUGUUUUGCAGGUCCCACGCACGCUUGUCGCAUACCUGUGCAGCCAAUUGAACAAAGAAAUCGAAAAAGGAGACACGUAUCCGAUGACAGAUCCGAUGACGGUAGAUGCCUUCGGGAACUAUUGGUUUGCCAAUUUCGGUGCGGUUAUGCUGCUAGGCGACAUCCACGAGCCCUAUGAAGUUAUGCAAAUGGCGCAGAGGGGCUGCGACUGGGAGAAGGAGUGUCUCGGUAGCUUCUACAUCAAGCCAAAUUACCCUGGAAGGAGCAGCCAUGUGUGCAAUGGCGGCUUUCUUGUCACAGAUGGCUCUAGGAACAGAGGCGUUGGCCGCUUAAUGGGGGAAGGAUAUUUGGACUACGCUCCUAAGCUAGGAUACACAUACUCGGUAUUUAACCUAGUUUACGAAACAAACACGCCCUCGUGCCGCAUCUGGGAUGCUUUGGGAUUUAAGCGCAUUGGCCGUGUAAAAGGCUGCGGAAAUCUAAAAUCCUAUCCUGGCCAGCUAAUUGACGCUAUCAUUUUCGGACGUGAUCUGGGUGUUGAUGAUACCGACCUUGUAUCCGAGGAGCGCUUUGAAAGGAUCAAGUUUUAUCUCAAGCACGGUCGUUAUCCUGAUGGUGCGGAUCGUGCCGAGAAAUCUCGAUUGCGUUCAGCUUCAACACAUUACAAACUGAUUCCUGCAACGGAUACCGAACCUGAAAAGCUCGUGCUUAAAGGAAAGGAGGUCAUCUCCGAUCCGCAACGCCAAUACGACGUCGCUUGGCGCAUCCACUCAGAGCAUCAUGGAGGAAUCAAUAAGACCACGGCAACGAUAACGGAGCGUUAUCACUGGGUCCGAAUCAAGGACACGGUCACACAAGUUAUCAAAAAUUGUGCGCAUUGCAAAGAAGCGCCCCAGAGAGCUAUUGCUCCGUAUGGAAGACGGGAGCCUAACCCGAAGAAGACAACCAUCCCACCUUUCGACCGCGAGUUUAGUGUCCCGCCAGGUGAAAAGUCACUGUGGGCUCACGGAUACAACGCAGACGGUCAGCCUAUUUCAGAGCGCCAACCAGCCACACCUGGAGCUCAAGAUAAUUCCCCUGAAGUGCAGGAGUUUCAAGAACAGGACAACACGGCCGCAGACGCAACCUUCGGUACUCUUAUGACGACAGCGGACUCGAUCAUGCCGAUGUUUCCCGAAUUCCCGCAAGAUGACAACGGUGUGCCUGUGGACCCCGAGAUCAUGAACGGGAAUGCAGAUACUCCGACGAAUUUCCAUCAACUCGAACAGGAAGUGCGUCGUAUGCAACGGACACAAGUAUUCGGAUCCUCCUUGUUUGAGCCGAAGGAAACGGCAGUAAGUCUAUCACACACUCCGCACCAGAGUGUAGAAGGGGCACAAGCAGCUGCCAGAAGAAGAGCAUCGGUAAGAGCUGGUUCUGAUGCUCCAUCCGCCACCAGCCCACACUCUUCAGGACGAGCUAGUACCCAACCGCAACAGAGGCGCAUGCCCUCACAGCAACAAAGUCAAAGUCGUGAACCCACUGUUCAAGAGGCAAUCUAUGUAAGCUCUGCUGGCCCAGAAAUAAGAGAAGAGCCACAGACGCAUAGCCAGGAUAAGAGCUUGAUACCAACACCUGGCCCCAAGCGUAAACAGCAACACGAUGAUCUAAUUGGUAAUGCGGAACUUAGACGGGUCACGAGGCGGAUUGGUACAAGCAGCACUCCCCAAGCUGGACACGUCAGUGAAGAUGCUUGGAGAAGGCAGCUCAAUUCGGGAUGAGCAUAUGAUCGUGAACAAUGCUUAAGUACUAGACAGUGGAAAAGACGUUGAACUAUGACAUCGAAGAUACCCGUGGCGGUUAGAGCAGAGUAUUCCCAUUGAGAGAAGGCCUUGUCCAAAGGGAUUAGGGUCAAGACGGUGGGUAUCGUAUAUUUUGACAUGCUGGGACGUAGGUUCUUUGCAAGUCUGCGUAGCGAGCUCGACUAAUCGCAAUAUGAUACAUGUUGAGACCUCUUUUAUUCAUCGAAGCCCUAUGUUUCUUGCAUAUAAAUACCUCGAAGCUUGUUGCUAUUCAAAUAAUUCCACCAUUGCCAAGCGGGGAGGAGUUGACCAC
Verruconis gallopava is the source of this 2476-nucleotide messenger RNA. RefSeq lists its product as uncharacterized. Gene Ontology annotation, molecular function: acyltransferase activity, transferring groups other than amino-acyl groups. Bases 223 to 2142 code for a protein of 639 amino acids. The transcript has 3 exons. Lineage: Eukaryota; Fungi; Ascomycota; Dothideomycetes; Venturiales; Sympoventuriaceae. The record is from RefSeq and is a predicted model, not a curated record.